This is a messenger RNA of Asparagus officinalis (garden asparagus), 3515 nucleotides long. RefSeq names its product protein ROS1-like. Gene Ontology annotation, molecular function: DNA demethylase activity; DNA N-glycosylase activity; 4 iron, 4 sulfur cluster binding. Bases 281 to 3142 code for a protein of 953 amino acids. Gene Ontology annotation, biological process: base-excision repair. The transcript is spliced from 17 exons. The record is from RefSeq and is a predicted model, not a curated record. Lineage: Eukaryota; Viridiplantae; Streptophyta; Magnoliopsida; Asparagales; Asparagaceae.
CUUUCAUAAAACUAGAGCAUUUCAUACUCUCAUCUCCUAGCUAUCCUUCACCCAAAAUCAAAUAAAAAAAAAGCCCUAAAUUGACUGGCUUUAGCAAAAGAAGUUCAUCAUCGUCAUCCUUAAGGACCCAAAUCCAUCAUCUCCUCUGAACCCACAGUUCCUGCAAAGAAAAACAUGCAAGUUCUCUUUUUUCCCUCCGGUCGCGCGGUUCGUUUUUUGCGCGUGUUUGUUGCAUUAAAUUGAAAUAAUUUGCAUAAUUUCAGACUUCGUUUAGCUUAAUAUGGAAGACAAAGAGGAGAUCAAGAUGAAGACUCCGAGAUUGAAGAAGCCAAAGAGGAAGAAGUACACUCCUAAGGUUAUUAGAGAAGUAAAAUGUGUUGUGAGAGUUCCAAAGACUCCGCCGAAGUUGAAGGAAAAAACUCCGGCAAAGAGAAAGUAUAUCCGCAAGGAGAAGAGGAAGAAUGUAGAAGCUGAUAUUCAAGAAACUGUAGAUGUGAAGAGAGAACUUGAAUUUGAUGAUGUAGAAGAAGAGAAGGCGAAAGUAGUUGUGAAAAGGGAAGAGAGAGUCUGGAUAACUUAUGAGCGGCGGCGGAGGAAGAAAAACGAAGAAAUUUUGAGCGAGGUAGAAGUGAAAACGUUGAGGACGUAUGCUCGGAGGAAGAAGAAAGAUGGUAGCUCAGUUAUUACUUCGAUAGAUGAGAAUUCAAAGGAUCGUAGGGGAAUAAAGAGAAGCUACAGUCUUAUCGAAAACUCUACUCCGGACAGUGGUUUUCCUGUAAAGAAAAUAAGCAGGAGGGAGAGGGGAAAUAUUGAGAGAGUGAAUGAAAAAUGCAACGCAGAUCCUCCGAAAAUUUGUAAGGAAAGAAGUGUGUGUGAAGAUCACAAUGCAGGUACCUUUCCCGUAAAUUGCAGGAAAAGAAGAACAUAUAGGAUGAACAAGCAGGCCACUGGAUGGAAGAAUAUUCAUGUAAAAAUAAAUGAUGAUGCUGAGUUACAAAUGGCCAUAGUUCCUUAUGCUAAUGGAAGGGGUCAGAUGGUUCGCUUCAUUGUUAAGAAGAAGAAGAAGAAGAAGAAGAGGAUAAGGGCACAAGUUGAUUUAGAUCCUGAGACGAACAGAGUCUGGCAACUUUGGAUGGCAACAGGAAGAAUUGACGACGGAGAUGAACAGAUAUGGUGGGAGGAAGAAAGGAGAGUUUUCUCUGAACGAGUUUAUUCUCUCAUCGCUCGAAUGCAUCUAAUCCUUGGCGAUAGAAGCUUUUCCAGAUGGAAAGGGUCAGUUCUGGAUUCAGUGACUGGCGUUUUCCUGACCCAAAAUACAGCUGACCAUCUUUCGAGCUCAGCAUUUAUGAGCCUUGCUGCAACAUUUCCUCUUUUGGAGACCAGUGAAAAUGAGCAAAUCAAUGAAGCGAAAUCAAGUUUAAGAAAUGAGGAAUGCACAACCCAAAUGGGUUCAGAUGAGAUUUUGAAUACAUCAAAAAGGAAAAAGGUUAAAGCCAAAAUCAAUAAAAAGAAUUAUGAUUGGGAUACCUUAAGGAAAGAGAUACCUCACAAGGGUGUCAGUCAAGAGAGGAGCAAGGAUACUAUGGAUGCUCUCAAUUACGAUGCAAUAAGAUGUUCUGAAGUGCAUGACAUAUCUCAGGCAAUUAAAGCGCGAGGCCAACAUAACAAUAUUGCAGAGAGAAUCAAGAAAUUACUUAAUUGUUUAGUCAGAAUUCAUGGAAGCCUCGAUCUUGAAUGGCUAAGGGAUGUUCCGCCCAACAAAGUGAAGGAAUACCUCCUAAGUAUACAUGGUUUAGGUCUCAAAAGUGUCGAAUGUGUUCGCCUUUUAUCGCUUCACCAAGUAGCUUUUCCUGUUGACACUAAUGUGGGUCGUAUUUGCGUAAGACUGGGAUGGGUCCCACUUCAACCCUUGCCAGAGUCCCUUCAGUUGCAUCUUUUAGAAGGGUAUCCCAUGUUGGCAACCAUUCAGAAGUACCUCUGGCCUCGGUUAUGUAAACUUGAUCAGGAGACACUGUAUAACUUGCACUAUAUGUUAAUUACUUUUGGCAAGGUUUUCUGUACAAAGAGCAAUCCUAAUUGCAACGCAUGUCCGAUGAGAGGAGAAUGCAAGCACUUUGCAAGUGCAUGUGCGAGUUCGAGGCUUGCACUUCCAAGACCGCAGGAAACAAGUUCAGUAAGCUCAGUUGUUAUUGCCUCGGAAAGAGGCCAUGUCCCAGCUUAUAAUCAAAAUUAUCUCUUAGCUCAACUUGAAGAGCAACGACAUGUGAAAAUUGUCACAGCAAACUGUGAGCCCAUUAUUGAAGAACCUGCUACGCCAGAGCCCCAAUAUUUUGAAACAUCAGAAAUGGAUAUCGAAGAUCUUCUUCAUAAUGAUCCAGAUGAAAUUCCCAUUAUAAAUCUCUGUGGAAAGAUUAAACAAAAUCUAAGGAAUUAUAUGCAAGAGAACAGUAUGGGUCUUCAAGAUGGUGACUGUUCAAAGGCUUUAGUUGCUCUAACUUCUGAAGCUGCUUCUAUACCGUUGCGUAAGCUAAAGAAUGUAAGCCGCUUGCGGACAGAACAUCAAGCGUAUCAACUCCCUGAUGAACAUCCUCUUCUGGAAGGGAUUGACAAAAGAGUGCCUGAUGAUCCUUGUCCUUACCUUCUAGCUAUAUGGACGCCAGGUGAAACAGCUCAAUCUAUGGAGCCUCUAAAAUCAUGCUGUAGUAACGAAGGUGGUAAAUUGUGUGACAAUGCUACAUGCUUUAGUUGCAAUAGCAUACGGGAAGCACAAGCACAAACAGUCCGAGGCACAAUUUUGAUUCCAUCCAGGACAGCAAACAGAGGAAAAUUUCCACUAAAUGGCACAUAUUUUCAAGUUAAUGAGGUUUUUGCAGAUCAUUAUACUAGCCAUCACCCAAUUGAUGUUCCAACUCACUCGAUAUGGAACCUACCGAGGCGAACUGUUUAUUUUGGUAGCUCUGUGACAUCUAUAUGUCGAGGUCUUACCACAGAGGAAAUACAAUACUGCUUUCGACUAGGUUAUAUUUGUCAUCGAGCAUUCGAACGAGAGACACGAAUGCCGAAACCUCUAUGUCGAAGGUUACACUCUCCAGAUGGUCUAGGAAAGAAAAGUACUACUCAGAAGAAAACUAAACAGAAAUGAUAAGUUAAUGAGGGUUUUCCCAUAUUUAACUCUGAAGAGAACUGAAAAAAAAAACGCUAGUUAAACUGCACAUGCAUGAUGCACGUAACAGAAAAGUAAAUCACAAAAUAUUGUACAUACAUUUUGUACAGUUGUAAUAUAAAGUAUAUAGUUGUAUAUGCUUGCAGAUUCUGUUGGCAUGGCUCAUCGUUUUUGCCGCACGCCUGUGAUGUACACUCUUGACUAUAGGCUUGGUGUCCCCGUUUUUAUUAUUUAUUAUUUGGCUUCUGACAAAGAAUGUGCAUCAAGAUAUCACCCUCUUAUUAUAUUAUUCGAGUUGAGGGUGUGCAUGAAUGCCUUUGGAUUAGAUAUUUGAAACAAUUGCUCAAUUAAU